Molecule: messenger RNA, 910 nt
Organism: Lucilia sericata (common green bottle fly)
Lineage: Eukaryota; Metazoa; Arthropoda; Insecta; Diptera; Calliphoridae
Product: glycine-rich cell wall structural protein-like
Exons: 2
Coding region: 225-800 (191 amino acids)
Source: RefSeq, a predicted model, not a curated record
AUGGAAAUAGAUAAAACUUAGAUUUCCGCAAAAUGCUUAAAUUGGCAAUAAAGUAAAUGUUCUAUGAAAUUUAGUUUGUUGUUAAAUUUUAGGCGUGGGAGUUUUUUAAAUUUUAAGUUUUUAGUAUAUAAACUAAGAGUUGGUCAGUAAGAAGACAACAGUUUCAUAAACCACUUAAACUAUUAAGUAGAAAACUAAAAAAAAGAACAAAACUAAAAAAAGCAAUGUUUCAUAAAUUAUUAAAGCUGACAUUAUUAGUCUUGUACAUGGCAGUAGCAAUGGCUCAAUAUCAAUAUACAGGUCAAGCUGGUCAAUAUACCGGCCAGAGUGGUCAGUAUGCUGGUCAGGCUGGUUACUACCCUGGACAAACUGGCCAAUAUAGUGGACAAUCAAGACCUUAUCAACCCACUUUGGGAAACACCCAAACUUCCUACCAACCCUCUUACACUGCCGGAAACACUCAAACUUCCUACCCAUCCUCUUAUACUGGCUCAACACAACGUCCCUCUGCUGCUACCAUUGGAGCUCCCGAUAAUCGCAUCUUAGGUUUAUUUGGUGGCGGCAAUAGAGGAGGUGGUCUCUUUGGUGGUCUAUUGGGAGGUGGCGGCGGUGGUGGUGGUUUAUUGGGUAAUCUUUUUGGUGGUCUUGGUGGUGGCAACAGAGUCCCAACUGCUCCCGCUUACCCAGUACCUGUACCAGCACCUAACUAUGGCGGUUAUCCUGGUGGUUUUGGCGGUGGUUACCCCGGUGGAUAUGGUGGUUAUCCUGCUUAUGGCGGUGCUGGUGGUUACUAUGGUUAAGUUGUUAUUACAUCCUUGGUGUUUAGCAAAUUUACGAAAGUAUUAUGUUUUUCUUGUUAUAGUUUUAAGAAUUUUUUAUUGUUGAAUAAAUAAAUUUUGUUGAAAAAGAA